AUGGAGAGCUCUCGGCUGCUCGCUUUGCUCGGAGCCGCUCUAGUGCUGCUGGUGGGAGUGAACGGGCAGGAAGAGACGGAGUUCCAGCCGCGAGCCUUGGACCUCUAUUCCGCCAUAGAGGACACGUCCCACGAGAAGGAGCUGAUCGAGGCGCUGCAGGAAGUCCUGGAGAAACUGAAAAGCAAACGGCUCCCGCAUUAUGAGAAGAAGUACGGCCAAGUCCCCAUGUGCGAUGCUGGAGAACAGUGUGCAGUGAGAAAAGGAGCCAGAAUUGGAAAGCUCUGUGACUGUCCCAGAGGAACAUCUUGUAACAAUUUUCUCUUGAAGUGUUUGUAAAGAAAUGUCCCAUCCCCAGCCACUGCAGAACCAAGGAAGACCCACCGGCC
Elgaria multicarinata webbii is the source of this 386-nucleotide messenger RNA. It is a transcript of the gene CARTPT, whose product is annotated as CART prepropeptide. NCBI's taxonomy places the organism in Eukaryota, Metazoa, Chordata, Lepidosauria, Squamata, Anguidae. The transcript is spliced from 3 exons. The coding region runs from base 1 to 336 and encodes 111 amino acids. Gene Ontology annotation, molecular function: neuropeptide hormone activity. Gene Ontology annotation, biological process: adult feeding behavior; G protein-coupled receptor signaling pathway; cellular response to starvation. The record is from RefSeq and is a predicted model, not a curated record.